CCACAUUACCACAUACACAUUAAGUACCGAACGUGUACAGUGAGUAGCUUUGAGCCUUUGAUGAAGCACAAAUACAGAUGCGUCGCACACUCAAAUUUUACGGAUCCGCCGUAUUCGCCAGUAUCAUCAGUUUCUUCCACGAAGUCCUGAUCCAACCACUGGAACACCUUUGCUCUGAAGUACAAAAGCCAACUGCCGUCUCCCCCAAACAGCCCCCGAACAUGAACAGAGACGAGCCGGCAUGCAAUACGUACAACUACGGAGACGCCCUUUAUUGGGAUGCUAGGUAUAUUCAAGAAGCAGGGGUUGGUCCCUUCGACUGGUACCAACGCUAUUCGUCUCUUCGCCCUUUUGUUCGAAAGUAUGUCCCCACCUCUUCCCGUGUUCUCAUGGUCGGCUGUGGUAAUGCCGUUAUGUCGGAGGAAAUGGUGAAGGACGGGUAUGUGGAGAUAGUGAAUGUUGACAUAUCAUCAGUGGCUAUUGAUAUGAUGAGAAAAAAAUAUGAACACGUAGGUGAACUGCAAUACAUGCAAAUGGAUGUUAGAGAUAUGAGCUUAUUCCCGGAUGAUUCAUUUGAUAGUGUCAUUGACAAAGGAACUCUUGAUUCAUUAAUGUGUGGUACGAAUGCUCCAAUUAGUGCCUGUCAAAUGCUAGGUGAAGUGAACAGGGUUCUGAAGCCUGGUGGCGUCUAUAUGCUGAUAACUUAUGGUGAUCCCACAGUGAGGAUGCCUCAUCUGAAUCGACCUGUGUACAGCUGGAAAAUUGAGCUAUACAACAUACCUAGACCUGGAUUUAAUAAGCCAGACUCAACCCCUAGUUCAAGGUCACAUUUGGAACCUGUACCUUUGACCGAGACGGGCUUAAUUUCUGCUGAUUAUGUUAUGGAAGACCCAGAUUCACAUUUUAUAUACAUCUGUAAAAAGCCACCAAGCGUUGCAUAUGAUUCAGGGUAAACUUCUUCUGGCCGCGUUUGGCUACCUGUUUGAAGCAUGCAACAUAAGUUUUCUUCCAUUCAUACCAUCUGUAGUAUCUAUAGAAAUGUAUGUAAAAAACAUGGCUUGGGUAAGAGAUGCUGGAAAUAAAGUUGCUAUAGUACUCUCAUUGUGUCUGUUAUUUAAUGAUGAAAACGAUAAGGAAAAGGAAGUGUGGGAUUACUUGUUUGGUCCAAUCCGUUAAGUGCGGGGCAGUGGAAGUGCAAAUAUUAGAAUGUGUAAUUUUGCUAUAUGAAUGUUAUUAUUUUUCCAUA
Messenger RNA from Cuscuta europaea, 1246 nucleotides. NCBI's taxonomy places the organism in Eukaryota, Viridiplantae, Streptophyta, Magnoliopsida, Solanales, Convolvulaceae. The record is from the annotation of a GenBank genome assembly.